Nezara viridula (southern green stink bug) is the source of this 3879-nucleotide messenger RNA. The record is from the annotation of a GenBank genome assembly. Lineage: Eukaryota; Metazoa; Arthropoda; Insecta; Hemiptera; Pentatomidae.
UUCAGGAGGAAACAGGACGAAGUGGAAGUGCUGGAGGAGACAAUACGCCAGAGGAACGAGCAGCACAAAAAGGCUGGAGUGGAGCUGGAAGCCACUUGCCACAUUUGCCUCAAGACCAAAUUCGCAGAUGGCAUCGGCCAUGUCUGCAACUACUGCAGCAUCAGGUGCUGUGCGCGCUGCGGUGGCAAAGUCACCCUCAGGUCCAAUAAGGUGAUCUGGGUAUGUAUACUUUGCCGAAAGAAGCAAGAAUUGCUGAGCAAGACUGGACAAUGGAUCAACAAGGGGAUGACGGGUACCGACUCGGCAGUGAUGCGGAGGAUAGAGGCGGACAUGUCUCUGAUGGACAAGCGGCCGAAGUUAGAGCGGGCACACUCAGCCGCGGAGAAGGAGAACCAGCCACUAACUAGGUCGGGAAGUUCCUUGAGGCGGCAAUAUUCUCAGCAAGACGCUCAAGCCAAAGAGGAAGAACUCAGGUUUUAUAGAGGCGAGAUAGAAGGGCUGAUGCGUUCGCAAGGCUAUCCUCCACAGCAACCCGAAUAUCGGAACGACUCUUUCAGUUCGGAGCAGUCUUCGUCGAUGGAAGUGAGCGGCGGUAAGAAGCACCGGCGAGCGGCAGCGACGUCCAAGAAGAGCGGCCCCCCGCCGCAGCGCUCCUUCUCCAGCUCCGACGACGAACUCCGCUCCACCCCGGAGUGCACGAGCUGCGAGGAACACGAAACAGAGAAAGGUGAUCCGGGAAGCUACCAGCUCGAUAAGCAAGCCAUCUUAGAUGAAAAAAUAAAAAAGUUUCUGGCGCACCCGAUGUCUUGGCAGGUUAGCAAAGAUGGUCGAACGAUGAUUGGGCACAUGGUACUGAAAAAGAGUCUCCGAGAGGGCAUCGGUUCAGCAUCGAGUGCUUCAAUCCUCGGCCUGAAAGUUGUGGGAGGAAAACUAUUGGAGAGUGGUAGUAGAGGAGCUCUCAUCGAAAAAGUUAAGAAGGGCAGUAUAGCCGAUAUUGAUGGACAACUUAGACCAGGCGAUGAAGUUCUUGAAUGGAAUGGGCGAUCGUUAAAAGGAAAAAGUUUUCAAGAAGUUUAUGAUAUUAUUGCUGAAAGCAAGCAUGAACCUCAAGUUGAGCUUGUAGUUUGCCGUUACCAAACUAAUCGCCACCCACGCCUUCCAUAUCCUCCAGUACAGAGUCAUAAGGAUGUUUAUGAUGUCCGUAAAGACAAACCUAGUGUACUUGUUACUUCACCUGGUUCCCCAGAUAUCCAUGGGCAUAGUCAAAGAAUAAGGCCUCGUCAUUCUCCUAAUUCGAAUGUAGGAGGCAGAAUACAGGUGAAACUGUGGUUUGAUUCUGGUGCCUUGCAACUGGUAGUUACUUUAGUCUGUGCAGCAGGUCUUAUACCUAGAAGUAAUGGACAACCAAGAAAUCCUUAUGCCAAAUUAUUUUUGCUUCCUGAUAGGAGUGAAAAAUCCAAAAGGAGAACCAAGACAUUAGCUAACACAAAUGACCCAAAAUGGAAUCAAAGCUUUGUCUAUUCUUCUGUAAGGCGUGCGGACCUCAAGUUGAGGGUUGUAGAAAUCACAGUUUGGGAUUAUGUUCGCUAUGGCGCUAAUGAUUUUCUUGGUGAGGUUUUAAUAGAGUUAGGUGUGGCGCUGCUAGAAAAUGAACCUGAAUGGUUUCAUUUGAGUGCACACGAUGAAAUUAUUGCUCCCCAUACUAUGGAUAUUGAACGAGAUCUAGAUGUUGUAGUAACGCCUACAGAACAUCUUUCUCCUUCAACGACAUCACGAUUAUCAGACUCAGAUCCUUCAGAUCUUGAUGAUUCAAGAGAACGAAGGGUCGCAGACGGUGCUUCCAUCUCAUCAGUUGGCAGUUCAAACAGCCCUCCACCUGAUAUAGAAAUGAGUGAAAAGAGGAAGUCUAGGAGAGAUAUGUCUCCACAAGGUAGGAAAAGCAUGAUGAUACAAUUUGGUGCGCCUAUUGCUGAACCCCAUAGAAAGAUACCUGUGAACCAAAGGUCUCAUUCUGCUGCCCCCACCGACUCACCUAGUGUACAUACAAGAUCCAGGUCUAAAAGUCCUCAUAGAAGCCUCUCACCUCCUGAAUACAGUUAUAGGAGACCAGUUCUUCCAUCUCACGCAUAUGUACCUAGAUUCACUUCUAGGUCUGCUACAGCAACCCCAAUUACUUCUCCUAAGAAACGACAGCUUCCUCAAAUUCCUCCUCAUCCCACACAUCAUCCGACGUACAGAGACAGAGUCUCUUAUGAUGUAGAGGAUCGGCCACAUACGAUUAAACAAAGACCAAGGAAUGUUCAACAUAGAGGAUGGAGUCGUCAUGGUAUAACUGGUUUAUCAGAUAGUGAUCUUAGUCAGGACGUAAGGCAUCGAUCGCCUCCUGAUAAAGAACUUGGUGAUCCUUGUGAUAGUGAUAUGGAGUCUGUAGCAAGUAUUACUAGUAGUGCAUUUUCCACACAGAGUGAAAGGCCUAGAGGUAGUCGUUACAGUGAAUAUGGAGGAACUGUUCAAACACCUCUCGUAGGUGGUGGAGAAUCUCAAAAUAAUAAUAAGAGAGCCCCAUUUUCCAGGAGCUUAUCAAAUGCAGAUGUUCCAGCUGAAGAACGUGGAGAUGGUAGCCUGAGUGAUACUGCUCUUGGGAGACAGCAGACUGGUGGCUCCAGGAGGAAAACUCCUUCAGGCUCAUCUCCUGCUCCAAAAUCGUCUUCUGGAAUGGGGAAGAAAAGCAGUUCAACGUCUCAACUUUCAGCUACAGGUCGUAAACGUAGGUUAGGUUUUGGUACGAAGGGUAAAUCAUCUUUUACUGUCCAUCGGAGUGAAGAAGUGGUUCCGGAUGACAUCAAGCAUCUUGUGAAACAGGGAUCUUCAGUCUCCAGUGAUGGGGAGGGUUCGCAGGAUGGAGACAGUUGGGCUCCAUCAUUAAAAGGUUCCGAUGGUGGCCAGUUGAGUGACUUCAUUGAUGGAUUGGGUCCUGGACAACUUGUAGGGAGGCAAGUCCUUGGAGCUCCUUCUUUAGGAGAUAUACAACUCUCCAUGUUAUAUCAAAAGGGUUACCUUGAAGUAGAGGUGAUCCGAGCUAGAGGACUCCAAGCAAAACCCAACAGUAAAACCUUACCAGCACCCUAUGUCAAAGUUUAUUUGGUCAAUGGCAAGAAAUGUCUUGCCAAAGCAAAAACAACUACAGCUAGAAGAACCUUAGAUCCUCUCUACCAGCAACAACUUACAUUUAGGGGCCCAUUUCAUAAUUGCAUUCUUCAGGUGACUGUGUGGGGUGAUUAUGGACGGAUGGAGGGUAAAAAAGUUUUUAUGGGUGUUGCCCAAAUAAUGUUAGAUGACUUGAAUUUGACGAAUCUCGCUAUUGGGUGGUACAAACUGUUUGGGACUUCUUCAUUGUGAGGAAAACAGAAACAUUUGAAGUAUUUUAAUGUUGGAAGUUGAAAAUAUUUGAUGAUGUUAUUCAUCCAAAACUGUUUACAAUGGAACAACCUCUCCAAUGAUUGUGUACUCAUUUUUACAACAUAUGUAUAAUUGAAUAUUGCUGUUUUACCUAUCAUUUUAGUGAUAAUUUUUAUAAAAAUGUUUUCUAUGAAAUAUAAUUUUUAGGAAAUUUUUAUGUAAUUAUGUAUAAUUUUAACAAAAUCAACUUUUUUGUGGAUUAUUAUUAUUUGUUCUAUUCUUGUUUAUUGUUUUUGUGACAAUAAAAAGAAGAAUAAAAAAUGUAGUGCUGAUCCAAGUUUCUAGUAUAUGCGUAUAUAUGUAUAAUUGAAUAAUGAUUAUAUGUAUAUAAUAAUUAUCAUUUAUAACUGCAAUGUGGAGGAUUGUUCCCACAAUAUCAAUAUAAAUUUAAAAGGCGUUGUAAAAUUAUUUAUGGAUUAA